This is a messenger RNA of Seriola dumerili (greater amberjack), 951 nucleotides long. RefSeq names its product transmembrane protein 121-like. Lineage: Eukaryota; Metazoa; Chordata; Actinopteri; Carangiformes; Carangidae. The coding region runs from base 1 to 951 and encodes 316 amino acids. The record is from RefSeq and is a predicted model, not a curated record. The transcript has a single exon.
AUGGUACCCCCACCUCCCACCAACAAGCCCCACGUGUGCCUGUCCACCAUCCUGAUCAUGAGCAGUAUGGCGCUGAUUGAUGCCUACCUGGUGGAACAGAACCACGGACCACGCAAGAUCGGCAUUUGCAUCAUGGUGAUGGUGGGAGACAUCUGCUUUCUCAUCGUCUUGCGUUACGUAGCGGUGUGGGUGGGCGCUGAGGUGCGCACGGCUAAGCGAGGCUACGCCAUGAUCCUCUGGUUCCUUUACAUCUUCGUUCUGGAGAUCAAGGUCUACUUUGUGUAUCAAAACUACAAGGCGGACCGGAAGAGCUUGGACGCUCUCGCAAGGAAGGCGCUCACGUUGCUGCUCUCCAUCUGCAUUCCAGUGCUGUUUGUGGUGCUGGUCGCUAUCGACCAUAUGGAGUACGUCCGCGCCUUCAAGAAGCGCGAGGAGAUCCGUAACCGUCUCUUCUGGGUGGUGGUGGACUUGCUGGACAUAUUGGACAUCCAAGCCAACUUGUGGGAGCCUCAAAAGAAGGGGCUCCCUCUGUGGGCGGAAGGCCUGAUGUUCUUCUACUGCUACAUUCUUCUGCUGGUGCUGCCCUGCGUGUCCUUGAGCGAGAUCAGCAUGCAGGGCAUCAACAUCGUGCCCCACAAGAUGCUGCUGUACCCCAUCCUCAGCCUGGUGACCAUCAACAUCAUCACGCUCUUCAUCCGCGGCGGGAACAUGAUUCUGUACAGGGACGCCAGGGUAUCCGGGAUCCUGAUAGGAAAGAACGUCCUGGCCAUCAUCCUAAAGACCUGCAGCUUUGUGCAGUACAGGAGACAGUUGCAGAACGCUCCUCCUGCCUUCGGGGUUGAGAUGCAGAAAAACUCGGUGGCCCACGCUCGCCCUGCCCCCACCCCACCUCAAGUGGUCAUGCAGGACCAGACGCCCCUCCCCGAGGUGACGACGUGCGAGCACACAUGA